AUGUCGAAGUUACCAGGAGACUCGAAAGCACCACAUUUGCGUUUUGAAUACUACCUCGGUGGUGACAUUCUAAUUUUGCAAUGUUUAGGGUUGUAUUCGAUGGGUGGUCUUUUCAAAAAUGCCGAACCAAGUUUCUAUUUUUGGGAAACGAUUCCUUUCAUCUUUGGAGUAGGUGGAUUAUUUUUCGGAUUAAUGAGUGACUUCCGUAGUGUAUUCAUAGAAACGCGAAAAAAGUCUUUAUAUGCCAUUGAAGUUCUUGCAGCUGCUCUCUGCUGUUCCUUGGGAAUAUACAAAGGCUUUCGUUUAUGGGUUUAUCGGCAUGAAUUUUACCACUUCAUAAAAGUAUUCCACCUUCGUUGGAACGAUGAAGUAUCCCAAAAUACGAUAACAGACAGAAUGGUGGAAGACGCUAAGUCAAUGCGUUUGUUCAGGAUUUGGUAUGGUGCAGUCGUUGCGGCAAUUUUCACGGCAUAUGUAUUACGUCCAUGUCUGGUAUAUCUUCGGUUCAAAUUAUCUGGAACCAAUGACACCUUCGAUUAUUCACAGACUGCUUAUCCGGCUGAGUAUCCAUUCACAUUAUCUACACCUCACUCCUUUUUCUGCUGCAUUAUUUUAGAAGCAAUUGGAAUCUACUUCUUGAUUCUUUACUGGACAGCAGUUGAUGGACUUUUUGCUCAGUUCACAACACACUUGGCGAUUCACUUUCAAGUACUUGCAAAUCGCUUGCUGGAUAUACCAACUAAUGAAACGGUAGGCUCGCAUCAUACAGGAAUAGCUGUGCAACGAUUGAAGAAAACCGUGCAGGACUAUUUGAUGUUAUUCAAAUACGUCAACAAAUUGGAAAAAAUAUAUAAUCCAAUACUGUUUGGUACUGUAUUGGUCAACGGUUUGAAUCUUUGCACCUGUCUUUAUAGCCUACAAUACAGGAUGUCAAACAAUGAAUGGGGAAUGGCCGGAAAAAAUGCACUACUGACGACUGGUAUAACAGCACAAACAAUGAUGUUUUGUAUUUGCGCCCAACGUUUGAAUGAUGAGGUUGCUGGGGUUCGCCAGGCAGCCUACAAUUGUUCGUGGACAGAAUUUAAUUCAACAAUAAAAAAUUUGAUUCUAUUGAUAAUGAUCCAGACUGAACCAGAUUACAUAUACACAGCGUAUGGCUUUAUUUAUUUAAAUAUGCCUCAACUUACAGUGAUUUUCACGGCGGCUAUGCGAUUUUUCACACUUCUGAGGAACAUGACUUGAAAUAUGGUGCAGAAAUUCGAACACACCAUUUUUGUAUAAUGAUUCUGUG
Messenger RNA from Diachasma alloeum, 1291 nucleotides. It is a transcript of the gene Or187, whose product is annotated as odorant receptor 82a. Bases 1 to 1242 code for a protein of 413 amino acids. Gene Ontology annotation, cellular component: plasma membrane. Gene Ontology annotation, molecular function: odorant binding; olfactory receptor activity. NCBI's taxonomy places the organism in Eukaryota, Metazoa, Arthropoda, Insecta, Hymenoptera, Braconidae. Gene Ontology annotation, biological process: sensory perception of smell; detection of chemical stimulus involved in sensory perception of smell. The record is from RefSeq and is a predicted model, not a curated record. The transcript has 8 exons.